ACCAACGUACACUCCGCCGCACUCGCCAUGAUCGCCACUGCAACCUCCUCCUCCCUGCUGCACAAACCACUCUGAACAAUCGCCAGAACAUGCGCUUCUCUCUCUACCAAUCGCCAUUGCAACCAGUUGGUAAGUAACUUCGCAAUCAAAAAAUUGGAGCAAGGAGUUAAUAUUCUCUCCAUCGGUGAUUUGCUUUGUUCGUAAUCCAGAUUUCACGAAGGAAAAGUUCUGUACAAAAUCAAAUCCGUGAGUUUGUUCUAUCGUGUUGGAAAAUGGCGAACCAAAGCAAGAAACAAAACCAGAACCAGAAUCAGAAUCAAAAUCAGAAUCAAAAUCAAAAUCAAAACCAAAACCAAAACCAAAACCAAAAUCACUGCCAUAAUCAGAAUUCCAACAAGAACACGGACGAAGAUUUCAACCUUAGGGAGACAACGCCAAGCCUGGGAAGCGGGAGAAUCGCCAGAAAUGAUCGUGCCGGCACCGCCUUCGAUUUGGUGGAGCAGAUGGAUUAUCUCUACAUCAAAGUGGUAAAAGCCAGGGAGUUGCAGGGAAACCCUAGCCCCUUCGUGGAACUGAAGCUUGGCGGCUUGAUUUCCACCACCAGGCACAUGGAAAACACCUCCAUUCCGGAAUGGAAUCAAGUGUUCUCAAUUCUGAAAGAUCGCAUCGAGGCCACACUAAUUGAGAUUUCAGUGAAGGAUAAAGCUAAAGGCAAUGAUCUGAUAGGAACUAUCUCAUUCGACGCCAUUGAUGUUCCAAGAAGAGUACCUCCAGACAGUCCAUUAGCACCCGAGUGGCACAGGCUAGUGAACAAGAAACGAGAAAAGAUAGCUAUGGAGUUGAUGCUCGCCAUUUGGAUGGGCACACAGGCUGAUGAAGCAUUCCCAGAAGCAUGGGAUCUUGAUGCUACAUCCGUUAAUGGCGACGGCUUAGGCAGCAUUCGAUCGAAGGUGUACUUGUCGCCGAGGCUAUGGUAUUUAAGGGUAAACGUGAUUGAGGCGCAAGAAUUGCAGAUCGGCGAGAAGAACAGACAGCAGCCGGAGAUUUUCAUAAGGGUCACCAUUGGAAACAUGAUUCUCCAAACAAAGAUCUCCCAAAGCAAAAAUGUCAAUCCAUUGUGGAACGAGGAUUUGAUGUUUGCAGUAGCAGAGCCUUUCGACGAACAUCUGGUUUUAUCAGUCGAGGAAAGAACCGCGCCGUGCAAGGAUGAAAAUCUCGGCACGGUAACGAUCCCAUUGCAAGAAGUCGACAAGAGAUUGGAUUUCAGGCCUCCAGUUAGCAAAUGGUAUCAUCUUGGAAAGCAUUCGAAUUCCGACAAAAAUGCGAAUGUAUUGAAAAGCAGAGUUCACUUGAGGAUUAGUUUAGACGGCGGAUACCAUGUUCUUGACGAGCUAACACAUUACAGCAGUGAUCUAAGAGCAACAGCCAGGCAGCUAUGGAAGCCGCCAAUCGGGGUGCUCGAAUUAGGGAUAUUAAGCGCGCAAAACCUCACGCCGACGAAGACAGCAAACGGCAAUGGCAAAGGAUCGACAGACGCUUACUGUGUUGCGAAAUACGGGCAGAAAUGGAUUCGGACAAGAACAAUCUUAAACAGCGUGAAUCCAAAGUGGAACGAGCAGUACACAUGGGAAGUCUUCGAUCCCUGCACCGUGAUAACAAUCUGCGUCUUCGACAACUCGAAGCUGCAAGCCCCGAAUUCUAACAACAAAGAUUCGAGAAUUGGGAAGGUCAGAAUCCGAUUGUCGACACUCGAGACGGGUCGAGUCUACACGCAUCUCUACCCGCUGAUCGUCCUGACUCCGUCCGGCAUAACAAAAACCGGCGAGAUACAAUUAGCCGUGAGAUUCUCGUGCGCGUCGCUGCUCAACAUGAUGAUGAUGUACUCGCAGCCGCUCCUGCCAGAUCUUCAUUACCUCCAUCCACUGAGCUGUCACCAGAUCGAGAUCCUACGGCAUCAAGCGACGCAGAUCAUCUGCAAGAGGAUGAGUCGAGCAGAGCCGCCGUUGAGGAGGGAAGUCGUCGAAUACAUACUCGACGUGGGAUCGAACAUGUGGAGCGUGAGAAGGAGCAAAGCGAAUCAUUACCGGAUCGCGAUAAUCCUCUCGGCGUUAGUCAAGUUUGUCAAAUGGUUUGAUCAGAUUCGUUCUUGGAAGAACCCGUUGGUCACGAUCCUCGUCCACAUCCUCUUCCUCGCGUUCGUGUGCUCCCCGUGGAUGAUAUCAAGCACCGUGUUCCUCUGCCUGUUCUUGAUUGGGGCGUGGAACUACCGCGGUCGACCCAGGCACCCGCCGUACAUGGACGUUCGACUCUCGCAGGCUGACGCGGCGCACGGGCACGAGCUGGAGGAGGAGUUCGACACGUUCCCGACAUCGCUGACGCAGGUCGACGCGAUGAAAAUGCGGUAUGACCGAUUGAGAGCGAUCGCGUCGAGGGUUCAGACGGUGUUGGGAGACUUGGCGACGCAAGGGGAGCGAUGCUAUAAUCUCGUGAGCUGGCGAGACCCGCGAGCGACGGCGCUGUUUCUGAUGUUCUGCUUGAUCGCGUCGGUGGUUUUGUACGUAACGCCGCCGAAAGCGGUGGCGGCUGUGAUGGGAUUUUACGGCAUGAGACACCCGAGGUUUCGGGACCGGCUGCCGGGUUGUCCGACGAAUUUCUUGAGGAGAUUACCCGCCAAAACUGAUGGAUUGCUGUGA
Messenger RNA from Andrographis paniculata, 2693 nucleotides. RefSeq names its product FT-interacting protein 4-like. Bases 273 to 2693 code for a protein of 806 amino acids. NCBI's taxonomy places the organism in Eukaryota, Viridiplantae, Streptophyta, Magnoliopsida, Lamiales, Acanthaceae. The record is from RefSeq and is a predicted model, not a curated record. The transcript has 2 exons.